Hordeum vulgare subsp. vulgare (domesticated barley) is the source of this 1918-nucleotide messenger RNA. RefSeq names its product ribosomal L1 domain-containing protein 1-like. NCBI's taxonomy places the organism in Eukaryota, Viridiplantae, Streptophyta, Magnoliopsida, Poales, Poaceae. Bases 39 to 1571 code for a protein of 510 amino acids. Gene Ontology annotation, cellular component: 90S preribosome. The transcript has a single exon. The record is from RefSeq and is a predicted model, not a curated record.
CCGCCGCCGCCGCCGCCGCCGCCGACGCAGCAGCAGCCAUGUCGCCGGCACCGCAGCCGCAGCUGAAGGACAAGGCGGCGCACGAGGUGCCGCGCGCGACGGUGGCCAGCGCCGUGGCGUCCCUCACCAAGUGGAUGCGCGAGCGCGCGGCGGAGGCGCCGCCGAACCUGCUCGCCGACGAGCGCGACGACCUCGUCGUGCUCCAGCUCUCGCUCCGCCGCGUGCCGCCCAAGCCCACCACCAAGCCGCACCUGCUCCCGCUCCCGCACCCCGUCGUCGCCCACUCGGCCGCCUCCGUCUGCGUCAUCUCCGACGACCGCGCCGGCUCCGGCUCCCCCGCCGCUACCGCCAUCCUCGACGCGGCCAGGUCCCUCAAGCUCCCCGUCUCGGAGGUCGUCCCCUUCUCCGCCCUGCGCACCGACUACCGCCCCUACGAGUCGCGCCGCCGCUUCGCCGCCUCCUACGACCUCUUCCUCGCCGACCGCGCCCUGCUCCCCAUGCUGCCCCGCCUCCUCGGCAAGGCCUUCUACUCCACCAAGAAGGCCCCCAUCGCCGUUGACUUCACCCGCGCCGGCUGGCCGGAGCAGGUCCGCAAGGUUCUGGGCUCCACUUUCCUGUACCUGCGGACCGGGACCUGCUCGGGGAUCAAGGUGGGCAGGCUCGACAUGGAGGAGGAGGAGAUCGUUGAGAACGUGAUGGCGGCUGUGGAGGCCGCCGUGGAGAAGGUGCCCAAGAAGUGGGCGAACGUGAGGGCCCUGCAUUUGAAGGCUGUUGAUUCCGUCGCACUACCAAUAUACCAGGUUGUGCCAGAGUUGGGCAUGAAGAUUGAGUUUCCGGUUGGGCGAUUGGAAGCAGGAGAGGUCAUCGAUGCUGCAGAAGUGGAGACUGGCAGCAAGGGCAAGGACAAGAAGAUGAAGGCACUGAAAAAUGUGGAUGCCAAUGGUGGAGCCGCAGGUGUGAAGUACAAGAGGAAAAGGAAAAACAAGGAUCAGACUGAAGAUGUUGUGAUGGAGGAAGCACAAGAGGUGACUGAGAAGAGGAGGAAGAAGGAGGCUGCGCCUUCCGUAGAGGUUUCUGCCGGUGAGGACCUGAAGACCCCAAAGAAGGGCAAGGAUAAGAAGCGUGCAUUGGACAUGGAGGUGGAGGAUGCCAGUCCGGCAGAGAAGAAGGGUAGGAAGAGUGAGGAAGCCAGCUACAAGAAAAGUAAGGGCAAGAAAGAAGGUAGCAAGCAAGUACCUGAGGAGGUGGAGGUGGAGGAUGCCAGUCCGGCAGAGAAGAAGGGUAGGAAGAGUGAGGAAGCCAGCUACAAGAAAAGUAAGGGCAAGAAAGAAGGUAGCAAGCAAGUACCUGAGGAGGUGGAGGAUGUUGGCAGCAAGAAGAACAAGGGGAAGAAGGGAGAGGUCAAAGAGGGGAAGAAGAAGAAGAGCAUGAAGGGUGAUUCUGAUGAUGGUGAAGUCCUCUUGGAUGGGGAAAGCACUCCUGCUGCUGUUAAAGUUGACAAGGAAGAGAAGAAGAGCAGGGGGAAGAAAUCAAGUGGCGAUAAGAUGAAGAGAUCCAGGGCAAGGGUCUAAGGUUGUAUUUGGUUUUCCUGAAAUUGCUGCUUGUCAGUUGAAUGCCAAUCUCUUGAAUUGAGACCAAGCUGCAUGUUCUAUGCAUAGAUAAGCUGGUAAAUCCGAUUACUGUCAGCUGUGAGAUGCAAUCAUUGUCGAACCUGCUUCUUUUUUGUAUUAGGAGAUUGCACUUAAGAUUAUACUGCUGAGUGUAAUACGGUGGUGCCGCGGCAGAAUAUCUGGAGUAGUUUCUUCAGAUUUUGGUAGCUUAUAAACAACCUUUGGGGUAAAGUUAUGGUGGAACUGUUUCUCUUUUCAUCUUUUGUAAUCCAUCUGCUAGUAUGCAACAAUUUUGUAUUGGUCUGAUA